UCAUGUGCAUCCAAUGGAUGUUCAAAUGGCAGUAUUUCACUGCUCAGACAGCUUUUUUAAGCAGAACAUGAUUACAAAGCUAUCACAAUGUCAGUACGCCUUACCGUUGCUUGUUCCUGACCCAGUCACAAUGGAUAUUGACUGUCCUCUGUGGACAUUCAGACAAAUAAGAAAAACAUGGAAGAUAAUUGAAAUCAAAGAUAAUUCAAACAUUGUCACCAUGAAGAGUUUUCCCAUCUGCAAAGCUGAGACACCCAUGGUGUCAUUUCUCCGCCUGGGUUCACUAUCUCUGUCUAAAUCUCAGCUGAUGAACACUUUGAUCAACGACCGUCACAACACCUUCUUCCACAGAAACUGUCCAGGUAGCACCAAGUCUCGUCAUCUGAUGGAUGGUGUGGCAGAGAUUGCCUGGUACUGCCCUGCUGGAAAACCCAAUGAUGCCUUCACUGACUGCAUUGCCUUCUGUAAUCUUCAUGGUGAUGCUCUGUCAAUUGAAAAACAGCGGGACAUACUGAUGGAAAAAUCUUCAGUCAAUGUCGUUCUUGUACCAACUCUGGAAAAAGGUGACAAAAGUUCUGCAAUCAUCUCAGCCCUUCUCAAGUCUCCGACGCCUCUCAUUAUUCUUAUUGCUGAUAAUAAUUGUAUUGCGACUCAGAUGAAAGGUGGAAACUACACAAUUGGACUAAAGGAGAGAAGCAAGUCAGAUGUUUCUGAAGAGCUGAAAAAAGUCAUUGGAAGAAUCUUGUCUGGACCCCAUGCAUCCUUCCAGCUUGAAACCAUGACUGAGGUCUCUGGAAUCAGAGUGGAUGAAGAUGACAAAGUCUGCCAAAAAGGGAAAUCUGAUGCAGUGAAAAUUGUGAAGUUGUUUCAGGGGAUGGGAGUUUCAAAGAUCAAAGAUACAUUUCUCCCUUGUCAAGGCCAACUGUGGCAUAAGUGGAGCAGAAUAAACAAAGCACUGUAUCAUCUCAAAGGACACAUUGAGAAGGAGAAAUGUCAAAAGCAACAGGAACUGAUGCUAAUACGACAAGAGCAAUGCACUGCUUCUGGUAGUAAACCGAUGAAGUUGUUCAUUAAAGGCCUCUCAUCUUUGCCAUCAACAGACAAGCAGUAUUUCCUGAAGUGGACUCAGAUCUUAAUAGAUGCCCUCUCCACAGAUGAUCUUACUUCAAUUCUCCAAAGCUAUGAUAAAACGUGGUCUGAGGUCUUGGAUUUGAAGAAGAAGCAUGACAAAUCUUAUCUGUUGAGAAAUACGCAAACUGAGCUUGAUCAAAUAUCAACAAAACUACAGUCAGCAACUUUUGGCUUGGAGCACAUCUUUAGAGAAAUGGGACAGAUCUAUGAAGCACAUGCAUCUCUGCAGGAACGAACAAAGAGGGGACAGACUGACUGGUCUAAAUACCCUGAGCUGGCUGCAGAGCUGAUGAUAUCAGGACACCCAAUGGAGCUGAUGGAUGGUGAUGCAGGUCAUGUGCCUUUGACUUGGAUCUGUAGUCUUUUAGAUGAAGUCAUAAAGAAACUGGGCGACAAGAGAGUUUUUGUUUUGUCUGUUUUAGGCGUACAAAGCAGUGGAAAAUCAACAAUGCUGAAUGCCAUGUUUGGGUUACAGUUUGCAGUGAGUGCUGGCAGGUGCACCAAGGGUGCCUUCAUGCAGCUGGUCAAAGUGUCAGAGGAGAUCAAGGAAGACUUUCAGUUUGACUAUGUUCUGGUGGUGGACACUGAAGGACUGCGUGCUCUUGAGUUGGAAGGUAACGCCACUCUUCACCACGACAAUGAACUGGCAACAUUUGUUGUUGGUCUGGGAAACAUGACACUGAUCAACAUCUUUGGAGAGAAUCCAGCUGAGAUGCAAGAUGUUCUGCAGAUUGUUGUUCAGGCGUUCAUGAGGAUGAAGAAAGUUAAACUUUCUCCAAGUUGUGUGUUUGUUCACCAGAAUGUUACAGAUAUUGCAGCGGCAGAGAAAAACUUGGAUGGAAAGAGACGGCUGCAAGAAAAGCUGGACCAGAUGGCCAAACUAGCAGCCAAAGAAGAGGUCUCUGAUGCUGAGUGUUUCAGUGACGUCAUUGCUUUUGAUGUGCAGAAAGAUGUGAAAUACUUUGCCCAACUAUGGGAGGGAAGUCCACCUAUGGCUCCUCCAAAUCCAGGUUACAGUGAGAGCAUCCAAGAGCUGAAGAACUUCAUCCUCUCUAAAGCUUCACAGUCUGCUGGGAUUACUCUCUCACAAUUUAAAAGCAAAAUUCAUGACCUGUGGAACGCCCUGAUGAACGAAAACUUUGUUUUCAGUUUCAAAAACACACUUGAAAUUGCAGUGUACAGAAAACUUGAGGUCCAGUAUGGGAACUGGACCUGGGCCCUGAGGAGCAACAUGUUGACCAUUGAGAACGCGCUUCAUACCACGAUUAAAAAUGGAAACCUUGACAAGGUCGAGCUCAAAUAUCUUCAUAAAGAAAUGAACAAAACCUACGGAGAAAUCAAAAAAGCAAUGACAACAUACUUUGAUGAUGACAAAGACAAAGAAAUGUUGGUUCAGUGGCGAGGACAAUUUGAAAACAAAAUCAAGGAGUUUCAUGAUGAACAAGUGAGAGGAGUUAAAAGAAAACUGGAUGAAGUCCUCCAGCAGAAGAAUGCUUGUAAAAAGUUGGAUGAGAAGAAGACAGAGUUUGAGAACAAGCUGCUACAAAAGAGCAAAGAGCUCGCUCAACAGUUAAAGGACAAGGCAAAAGAUGAAGAGGAACUCAAGAAGCACUUCAACUCUGUCUGGAGUGACUUGGUCAGUGAACUAACUGCAGAUACAAAACCCAUUGAGGACAUCAACUAUGAAGAAGAUCAGUCAACUAUUCUUGAGGAGCUUGGUUUUGAAUGGUGUCUAAUAGAUGAAUCCAAAAGCAGUGGCAAAUACAAAAAAAUAUCAGAGGUUGGUGAUUAUGAUCAUUAUGUAACCAUCACAAAGCACAGAGACCUCUGUGAUACAAGCCACCAAUCACAAGGAGAUGAAAGGAAAAACAAGAACAAAAAAGGGCAAGGGUUAGUGUCAACUGUCUGGGUGUCUCUUAAAAAAAUUAUUGGAAUUGUGUCAACACCACAAGUUGAAAAACAUACAUCAGGGAGAUUUCUCUCAUAUGAAGAACAGCAGCUGAUCAGAAUCCUCAUUGGCGAUGUUGAACAACAGACCAUAGACAUAAUUAAGAAGAAGCCUGUAGCUGCAAUAGGCUACAGUCUAACUUACUUGAGAGAAGUGGCCAACAAUGUAAAAGAAAAAGUGACAGAAUUUGAAUCAAAGAGGAAAUAUGCUCUAAAGAAGGAGUUUACAGUUGAUCUCAUACUGUAUGUGUUUCACAGAGCAGAGAGUUUGCUUUCAGAGUCCCACAAGAAAUUCAAAGGAAACAAUGAUGCACUCAGUUACGUAGAAAGCAAGAAAAUGCAAUAUUACAACAUUUUCAGAAGCUUCUGCAAAGGAAACUCAUCUGCUGUUGUGCUUGGAGAACUGAUGUGUGAAAAACUGAAGGUUUCCACUGUUGAGGCUGUCUGUAACAAGACUGCCAUUGAUCUCGCUGGAGAGAUGAGGUGCACUUUCCCAGCAUUCAGUGGGAACAGGCUGAACCUGGAGAAACAUGUGUUAAAGUCACUGGCUGAGAAAGAAGACUUUGAUGGUUUUAUCACCUACAUCCGACACCCAAGGAACCAAGUAGAGGCUUUUAUAAAAGAGGAAGUACAGAAAUACAUCUUCAGAGACAAUAAAGAUAAAGCACGGAAUAUACUCAAGAAAAAUGUUGAAGACAUUAAAACCCUUGUGAGUCAAGCUUUAUUUGAUGCUACAGAGAAAGUCAAAAAACAAAGUGGAGACCCAGACAUGUGGGUGAAGGAAUUUUCAAGUUUACUAAAAAAGGAGCUAACAUUUGACACCAUCAGUUGUCAACACUUAAGUGACAUAAACGAUUUUGACUUUCUAAAAGAAGAGACAGAGAAAGGCCUUGUAUCUGUCAUAGAGGAAGUGAGCAGCCUCUCACUGGAUAAGAUGAAGGAAUUCAGGAUGAAGCCUGAUCAAAUCCUCAUCGAUCAGCUGUGUAACUGUUGCUGGGUAACGUGUCCAUUCUGUGCAGCUGUUUGUACCAACACAUUGAAAGAUCACAGUCCUGACAAACACAAUGUCCCUUUCCAUCGGCCCUCUGGGAUUAAAGGAUGGCACACUAGAGGGACGGUGGAACUGGUCACUAAUUUCUGCACAACAUCAGUUGCAAGUGAUGGACGUUUCUGCCCCCAACAUGACUCAGAUGAGAGUAUUCCUUAUAAAGAGUAUCAAAGUGCUGGGGAGAAGUAUUCUUCAUGGCAGAUUACUGCUGAUGAGUCUAAGCUGACAUACUGGAAAUGGUUUGUCUGUCGAUUUCAAAAACAACUGGAAGACUACUAUGAAUUAAAAUUCCAGGGAAGAGGAGAUAUUCCCAGUGAGUGGAGAAACUACAGUAAACAAGAAGCUAUUAAAAGUCUGGAUGACAUGUAUGAUCUGUGAGUGAGCCAGAAACAACCAGGACCCUACUCAAAGUAACAGAAAGCCCUAAGUGCCUUUAGCGGUUUAAAAGAAAUAUAAAUUAUUUAUUUGAUUGAAGUUCAACAAUAGCAAUAAUAAAGAUAAAGUGAUUCCAAAAUGAAUGAAACAGUCACCGUCUAUAAUUUAUGUAAUUAAAAAACAAAUUAAGUCGAGUGAGGUGCAGUAUAACUUUAGUAGAAAAGAGUCCUGAAAAUGUCCUGAAGCAAAGAAAACAGCGUUUGAUUUAAGUUUUUUUUUUAUUGAAAUGUUUUUCUUUAUUUUACAAGAUGAUAAAAAUGCAAUGUGUACGUGAAUAUUUAAAGAAAAAGUUAUUCAAAGAAGGAAUCGAGUUUCUAAGUUGUCAUAUUACAUAUAAUUAAUGUAUUUUUCAUUCCUCUAUAAACAGGGAUGUAAGCGAAGAUUUUACUUUUGUUUUUACUUUUUUACUUUUAUGUGAACAUCUCAUUAAACCGACACGAGAUCAGUCUAUAUAAUUAUUUCUGAGAUAUUUUGAGUCAUCCAAAGACAGUUGUUUAAAGCUUUAGCACGUCACUUUUUGAUAUUAAUGAACGUCCGUUACAUUCAAGCCAUUGCCAAAAAGAUCACAGAAGGUUUUUAUCAUGUGGACGCGCUGACAGUUUUGUCAUUACUUAUGGGGGGGACACAAACUACAUGCUAUAGCUUUAAAGAGUGAAGAAAGGUGGAGGAUGUUGAGCUGAGACAAGUUGAAAGAUGUGUAAUUAAAUUCAUUCAAAACAGGAGAUCUCAUUAAAAGGCAUCAUAAUACACAACAAGUUGUGUAUUGAUACUAAUUUAAUUGUUUAUAAAUGUCUCUUUAUUUUUAUUUUUUGUAAUUUAGGGGUUUUAAAAGAAUUAAUGUAACAUAACUAAUAUAAAGAAUGAGUUAUAAGGUGGACUUAUGAGAUUAUUUUGAUGGAUGAAGUGUUUGAUUGAUUAUAAAAAUACAUGAAACUUGGAAGUGAGACUACAUAAAAGGGAAAGAGCUGUGAGAAGUUGAUGGAUAGUGUAAAAGAGAAUGAAAUCCUUUAAUUUGUUUUGUCCAACUUCUGAAAUAGUUUUUAUACAAACAUUUAUCUUCAUAUUAAGUUUUUUAUUUUGUUAUUUGUUUACUACUUUGUAUGUUUUUCUCCAAGAUGUUGAUGAACGAUGCUUUAUGUUUCCUAAGUACUUGGAAUAUGCAACUAUUUUAUACUUCAUCUAAUUUUAAAUGAUCUUUUUACUGCUACUUAUUACUCCUACUACUACUAUAUUGGGAUUUGUUUUUGUUGUUUGCUUAAUUAGACUCCUGUUAUUGCUACAAUAUAUUGAUAUCUAUAAUUACUAACAGAAAUAUCAGUCAGUAAAAAAGGGUUAUUUUCUUUUACUGUAAUAAACAGAGCCUUCAUAACGUCA
This is a messenger RNA of Perca fluviatilis (European perch), 5935 nucleotides long. RefSeq names its product interferon-induced very large GTPase 1-like. NCBI's taxonomy places the organism in Eukaryota, Metazoa, Chordata, Actinopteri, Perciformes, Percidae. The transcript has 2 exons. Gene Ontology annotation, molecular function: GTP binding. The record is from RefSeq and is a predicted model, not a curated record. Bases 14 to 4504 code for a protein of 1496 amino acids.